CAAAUCAAGUAGUGUGCAACUAUAAUCUAGGUGCAGCAGACACAGGGGAGCGCGGACAGCGGAUAGAAACAAGAUCUCGCGUGAGACAACUUCAACCCUACUACACGCGCAGCCGGCUGCUCUUGUUCUAGGGACGCUUCCCAACGGAUCUCCUGUCUCUCCCGCAACCCAACUCUUGUCAUUUGCUGAAAAGCAGCAGUAGCAGUACAUGGAAUCUGCCGCCGAUUCAAGUUUGCCCCCCGCCGGCAAGAGCAGCACGCAUCCCAGGGGAAGGAGGGGCAAUGGCUUCCGAGACAUGGAGAUGUCAGUGGACUCGCAGAGCUUCGUGAACCUGGGCCAGCUGAUGGGGAGCCGGCACGGGGGCGGCGGCGCCUCGAGCGCGGCCACCAGCAGCGGCGGCGAAACCACCCGGACAGGGCUCGAAGACUUCGCUUGCACGUCUUUCCUUUCUGAUGACGACGAUGACUCCGAAGGCCUCCGCGACUUCGACCAGAUCUUCCACCCGGCGGCCACCAGCACGUCGGGCGCGCGGUCAUCGGGGCGCGAGCUGUACGGCCAGCAGCGCCACCGCGGCGGCGGUGCAGCGGAUCACCAGCACGGAGACGGAGGGGUAUUGGACGACGACAACGACAGCGUUUUGCCGGCACUCCCUUCCCGCAGCUCAACCCCGGGAUCCCCGCGGGGCUACUCGACUUCAAACAGCGGCAACAGCAGCAGCAGCAAGCCUUACUUCAUUGCCCCGGCGGCGAGUGCUGCUGGCGCCGGGUGGGUCGAGGACGACUUCGGCUCGGGUGCCAGCGCCCGCAGGGGCGGUGGAAGGGUGGGACACGCUUCUUGUGAUCACCGCCUUGCGACAGGGGGCGCGCCUGAGAACAAUUUGCCGCAGAACACGGAUAUUACAACCCAUACGAAGACUACGCCUGCUGCUGGUAUCACGUCCCCCGAGAUCCAACCCGGCGGCAGCGUCGCCCAGCAGAGUGGGACGUCCCAGACCGCCGCCACCGCGGGCGGAGAAACCGCGGCUUCCGGCAGCAGCACGCCUUUCCUGCGCGAGUCCUGGCUGCAUGUCCCCGUUGGAGACGACGACGAAAUCAAGUCGGAGGCAGCCGCAUCCUCGAACAUGGACGAUGACGACUCUCACGCUGAGGAGGCCGGGGGAGCAGCGUUCAGCAGCCACCGGCACCGGUACCCCGAGGCCGCCGCGGCAGCCGCGAGGGCCCGCCGCGCCGCCGCCCAAGCUCUCGGAGAUUGCGGAGAUUGCCUCGUGCGCGGCGUGGGGAGAGCGGGUGCGCUCGCGAAGGCCCGGGCCCUCGAGGUCGGUCGGGCGGUUAAGGUUCACGUCGACGCAGGGGCGGACGCGUGCUCGAGGGGGCAGAAGGCCGCGGUGAAGGCGGUGGACAGCGUGCCGCAGGCUCCGGUGCGCGUGUGGCUGGGUCGCGUCGCUUUGUCCAUCGUCGUCGGAAUCGUGCUCGGCAGCGCCGCCACCUUCUGUGCUCUCCGCGCGGCAACCACGAAGAUGGGCUCCGUCUGCGCCGGUGCCGACGCCACCUCGCCGUGGUGGAGCACCGGGGGCGCCGGCGAUUCAGUCGGAGCGGGGGGGGCGGACCAGAGCUUCGGGGACAGGCUGGACAAGGCGCUGUUCGCGGCGAGGGCGGGAGAAGCAGCGGCUCAGCAGGGCUUGCUGGAGGACAUGCGCAACAUCCUGGCCGCCACCGGCGAGAGCGGGGGCAUCAGCGCCGAGCAGAUCCUCCGGCAGUUCAACGCGAAGCGCUUCAAGGAGGCUUCCAAGGCCUGGUCCGCCGCCGAGGGAAACGUCGCCGGGUCCGACCCCCUCGACCCCCUCUUCUUCGCUCCCCCAACCGCCCCUGUUAACCCUUCUGCUUCGGCCUCCCAGCAGCCGCAGCCGUCCUCGUCGUCGAUUCCCCACGGAGCCACCCCGGCGACGGAUUGCGCCGGCGGCGCUAGCGGUAGCACCUUUUGCUCGGCGGACAGCGGCGGCGGCGGCGGCGGGGGGGAUUCCGUGCGCGCGAACAUGGCGGAGUCGGUGCGGCGUGUGAAAGGUUUCCGCGACGGCGGUCGGCAGGAGUACCGUCGGCACUGCGGCGGGGGUGGGUGGGUGUGCUGAAGGGACGAGAGAGAGGGAGAGAGAGAGCCUCCUCAGCCUACCUCUACGUGCGUGCAUCGUAACAAUGUUUGGCCUGGCCCAACAGGGCUAUGGCCGUCUCAUCAUGGGCGGACGUAUUUGAAAAGAAAACUAUUCCGGUAAGGAGGAUGAUACAACGAGCGCCAGGGGGGGUGUACUCAUAGUCGUGCAUGCCGUAGUCGUUAGACCAUUGACCUCGAGCGCCAGAGCGCCAGGGGGGGAGAGAGAAAAACCAACUCGCAAAGAGGAAGGGCCAAGAUGGUUGAUUGAUGGGCACAUUGGCCGGCAGUACGUGGGAGGAGGUGCUGGUUUUGACUGCGGACGACGACUGCGUCCCCGCUUUCCUGAAAUUUUCGUUUCCUCGUGCUGCAGCAGCAUGCCACCAUGAGAUUGUUGUAAGCAGCAGCCAUGCCCGGCCAAGAAGUCGCGGGGGGAUAUUUUGUACAUUUUCGGUUGUUUGUUCUCCGGGAUCGAUUGAUCCGCUGUCUUGUCAGAUCGAUCGGAAUGCAGCAAUCGGCAUCUUCGUUUGCGGUAGACAGUAGCAGUACGCCAAUCCCGCUCAUCCACCAGCCUCGGCGAAAUUUGCUGCUGUUGUAAUCUUGUUUGUCCGCGUGCCGUGAGAGCUGCUCCACUUAGGCUGCGAAAAUGACGCCUUUGUUCGUGGUGAUGCCCCACACGGGUGUAUGACGUCAUAUGGCGGCGGGUAUGUAUGUUUGGGUUGAUUCGUGCCGUGCAGGCCAUUGUUUUUUGUUGAAAAAAAAAAAAAAACGGAACAUGUACAUCUGCUUUGGUGAGAAUAGGAGGAGUCGCCGGGUGGUUGGAAAAUGGGUUGUACAGGUGGAGGAAGGGAAAGUGGUUGUAUGUAAGGCGGGGAGAGAAGUUGGGCGAAGGAAGUAACGGUUGUCAUGGAGACGUUGCGGGAAAAACGGUUGCGUAGGUGAUUUUUCCUCCGUACGUGCCGCACUACCCCUACUACUGUAAAUAUCCUCCGUGUCAAAGGUGGGGGCCGAACCGGUUUCACCAUUUCGACUGAGACGUAUGAGCACACGGACAUCUAUAUAUAUACCUUCCAGGACGUACGAGCCUAACGCCUCAGGCUCGUCUAGUCAAAGCUGCGAUCAAGGCAGAAGGGGAGAUGAAAGAAUAGGCAGCGUGCACUUGUACAGAGAUGAUUUGUCUGUUGGAGGGAGUUGUCCACCUGGUGUAUCUACCGUCCGCUUAUUGUUGUUGGCAACCCCGAUGAAAGGAUGCGUGCUUUUGUAGUUUUUGGGGAUAAAUAUACUGUAGUCCAUGUCCGUGCGGCAGAAUUUCUGCUCGCUGUGCACAAAGUACUUCCUGCUGGUAGAGACUGUUUAAGCUUGCGAGCCCCCCCCUCUUCUGUGGCAGUGGGAGUGGUAGCCAGGUUGGAACCUUUGGUGUUUGGUGGCAUGGCCUAGCUGUAGAGUGAGAGAGCCGACUCCGUCGUGUGAUGCCAUCAUGAGACUUGGUCCGCGCGAGAGAGUAGAAUGUCGCAAAACAAGUUUUGUCCUUGUAAGAGAAAAAUUGACAAGAAAAAUGCGUUGUAUUUUGCGAUUUUACGGGAGAGGUUUUUGUUUACAGUGGUGGUGGUGAACGUGGGUGCAGCAGUUGUCGAUGGGAGCGGUGAGCGUGGAGCAGCUAUGUCGGUAGGAGCGUAUUGUAUAGCUGUCGUCCUCUCGCUGUCGCCUCUCUCCCCGUUGGAUACUGCAGGAAGAACGUGUACGGGGUGUUGAAGGCGUGUUGAUUGGAAAAUCUUCAGGGUUUUCCGCCAUUAUCCUGCGUUCUGAUUGGAUUGUGAGCAAAAGAAGAACCUCGUUUUUUGGUGGGGAUGAGCGUAGUGAUAAGAAUGGCCCACCGACGAGAGCGAGGCUUUGUCACGAAGACUGCGUUGCCGACAAUGGUAUGGUGCCUCCAACAGACCCCAGCAGAAAGAAAAGUUAACCAUCGUUCCUCCUCCAUUUUGGCACGUCAUCAAGUUUUAUUUUGAAGGUGCU
Messenger RNA from Ectocarpus sp. CCAP 1310/34, 4155 nucleotides. NCBI's taxonomy places the organism in Eukaryota, Phaeophyceae, Ectocarpales, Ectocarpaceae. The record is from the annotation of a GenBank genome assembly.